Hippopotamus amphibius kiboko is the source of this 2253-nucleotide messenger RNA. Its product is annotated as palmitoyltransferase ZDHHC11-like. Gene Ontology annotation, molecular function: protein-cysteine S-palmitoyltransferase activity. The transcript has 14 exons. Gene Ontology annotation, cellular component: endoplasmic reticulum; Golgi apparatus. NCBI's taxonomy places the organism in Eukaryota, Metazoa, Chordata, Mammalia, Artiodactyla, Hippopotamidae. Gene Ontology annotation, biological process: peptidyl-L-cysteine S-palmitoylation; protein targeting to membrane. Bases 76 to 1752 code for a protein of 558 amino acids. The record is from RefSeq and is a predicted model, not a curated record.
GGGAGCACGAAGACCGUGCCGCCCCGCCUGUCCCGGGUGAAUGGCUGGUCGUGGCCCCUCCACGUCUUGCAGCUCAUGGUCUGGACCCUGAUCCUGACCCUGACCUUCUCCACCUUCGCCAUCUUCAUCCCCUUCCUGCCGCUUGAGUUGAGAUUCUACACCUAUAGUGUGACUGGCGGGAUUCUCGUCUUUCACGUGUUUGUCCAUCUGAGCACCAUUUCCAUCGACCCGGCCGAAAGCAACGUGAGGCUCCGGAAGAUCUUCUCUGAGCCUGUGUCUUCUUUCGACCGAUCCAAACACGGGGGUGUCAUCCAGAACCAGUACUGCCGCCUGUGUGAGGUCGCCGUGAGCCCAAAGGCGAAGCAUUGCAGUGUCUGCAACAAGUGUGUGUCAGGCUUCGACCAUCACUGCAAAUGGCUUAACAACUGCGUGGGCGCGAGGAAUUACUGGUACUUCAUGGCCUCGGUGACCUCCGCCUUGGCCGGUCUGGUGUGCAUGAUCGCCAUCACGCUCUUCACCUUGGUGCAGUACUUUCUGGAUCCCGCCCGCCUGCGCUCGGACCCACACUACCUGAGUGUCCCGGAAAAAGACGUGUGGCUGCUGUUCCUGCCUCUUUUCCCAGUGAGGACGAACACCACUGUCCUCCUGGUCCUCUGCGUGUCGGUGCUGCUGCUGGAGCUCGUCAGCCUCAUGCUUCUUGGUCACCUCUUCUGUUUCCACCUCUACCUGAGGAUCAGGAAGCUGACCACAUUCGAGUACGUCAUGCGCAGCCGCCGGAGGCUGGAGGAACAGCGCCUGGCAGGGAGGAGAGAUGUGGCCUUACACAUGGAAGGGUUGUCCCAGCAGGAAAGGUACCGGAGGUCCCCGAUCCUGGGCUGGGAGAGGCGCAGGGAGUACAUCCCACCUUCCAGGCGCCUGAGCGUAUUCCCCGACAGCCCCGUGCCGCCAGGGAUCGCCUUGCUGCGGAAGGACCCGAUCAUCAGCCAGAAUUCAUCUCUACGCAUGAAGGCCCUGGAUAUCCUGCCACUACCUGUGGACCGCAGGCAGGACUCGGCCGUCGUCCAUGGCGAGAGCUCCCUGCUGCUGCUGCAGGGACUGGACGCCAGCCUGGGUCUGCCCGUCGUGGGCAGGGUGAAGCAGGAGGCGCUCCCGCCGCUGCCCUCCAGGAACCCAAGUCUGUGUUCCCUCAGCAGCAUCUGCCCAGAGAGCUCCCCGAAGCUCCAGGUGAAGGAUCAAGAAGAAAUAAGUCAACCUGUGGAAGGAGACGUGGCUGAAAACCAAGGCUCCGCUUCGGGAGCCCAGGGACCCGCACCGGCCGAGAGCCCCAUCCAGGAGUCCCUCUCCAUCAUGAUCCCCCCUGAGGAGACAGAUCUAAAUACCAUCAGCCUCCCUUCCCCCCUGCAGGCCCCCAACAAGGUCGUGUGCUCCCAGGGGCACCACGACAUCCUCACUGGCCACAGGAAGCCCUGCAGCGUGGAGUCCACGGUCAUCAACAUCCCCGGCAUGGUGGACGACGAGCUGGUCACCCACGAGGUGCCCCAGGCGUGGGCAUUUGUGCCAUCCUUUCAUCUGCCCACGACCCUGUCUGUCAUCCAGGAGGAAGAGAGCGAGAUAGAGUUGACCCCUGUCGUCAGCCUGGAGGAGGGCUGCAACCCCAAGGAGGACACUGAGCCCACCAGCUGCAGUGAGGCCACCGUGAUCACCAUGCCCGAGGACCCUGAGCUCAGCGACGGGGCUCCUCCGCAAGUAUAGAGCCAGCGUGUCCCGCAGGUUCCCAGGACACCCCCUCCCUCCCGCGCUGCCCACACAGCCCAGCCUCAGUUCCACCUGCAGGAGGAGACUGGGACCUGCCGUCCACCUUCGGAACCCCCCGUCCACCUUCAGACCCUGCCGUCCACCUUCAGACUCAGAGGUCCACCCUCAGGCCACGCGGUCCACCUUCAGACUGUGCGCCCUCCGUGAGAGUCAACAGGGAAGAGAGAGCACCAGCCCUUCUGCUUCUGGCUACAUGGGAAGAGUUUCAUGAACUCUGCAUUUCACUCAUUCCAGAAGCUGUAUUUUAAAGACUUUCAUAGUUUUCUAAACAUGUCUAUAUUUUACUCCAGAAAGAAAGUGGAUUCAAGAUGGACUGCGUGCCAUGUUUUUACUCUGUUGAUUAUUAAUGUUUUUAACUGUAUGAAUUUAAGUAGCUUUUAAGAAAAUUCUUUAGAAUUCCUUAGUAAGUUUUAUAGGAAGUAAUACAAGUGAAUUUUA